UAGGCUUGCAUUUGUAAAUUCAUCAGUACCCAUCCAACUUACCAUUGCUGAAUUUUAAGUGAUAAACGAACCAAAUUCGAGUCGUUCUGCGGUAUAAAUAAAAAAUAAACAAUAAAACAGAAUCAUAACAAGUUGUCUAGUAGAGUGCAAAAUUUUAAAAAGACAAUGUCUCAUAGUGACAGCGAAAUCAGGGACACCAUAAAAAAAAGAAAACAGUUCGAUCCAAAAUUGAAAUUCAAGGCGUUGGCGAAGUACAACAAAAGACAACUGAGAUUCGAGGGAGCGCUGAAGCAUAGACUGGAACCCAUUUACUACGAAUUGAGGCUAAUUCGAGCGGUGAAUACUUAUAACACGGAACAGGUGAAAAAGCUUUUGGAAAACGGCGUAAGUCCAAAUAGUACAGACUAUGAAGGACGCAGUGCCCUACACAUAGCAGUUAGCAAAGGUUACGCGGACGUAGUGCAGCUUUUGCUGGGUUAUGGCGCUGACCCCAACAAACGAGACAUCCUACAGAAUACCCCGCUACAUUUGGCCGCGUGCGUCCACAACUUGCCGAUAAUUUCUAUGUUGUUAAAUGCGAAAGCAGAUGCCAGUUCCUUGGAUAUCCACGGGCGAAAUCCCUUACAAUUGGCAUCUAGUAAACUUGAUAUAUUGCGCCGAAGUUGGCGCGAGGGCUCAAUAGAAAUGGUCAAGCUGCGAGCAGAAUUGGUGCAGGUCAUAGAUUUGCUUUUGUCGUUUUUCAUGAGAGAGGCGGAAGACCGAUCGGAAAGGGUAGAUAUGAAUCGGGCGAAUGUGAACGAACUUCAAUUGAUUAAAUUGUCGUUAAACUCGAGUCCUGUGGAAUUAUUGGAUAACCAAAUGACCAAACUCUUGAACGAUAUUGAAAAAAUCCAGAUUAAGUAAAUUUUUAUGUUAAGAUACAGAGUGGGUGAGUGCUGUUCCUGUGAUUCGCUCUUAACUUCCACGAAAUUAUGCGUUUGUUUAUAGUCUUGUAAUAAAUACCAAAAAUAAAAAAAAGCAAAUACA
Cylas formicarius (sweet potato weevil) is the source of this 1026-nucleotide messenger RNA. RefSeq names its product ankyrin repeat domain-containing protein 54. The transcript has a single exon. Lineage: Eukaryota; Metazoa; Arthropoda; Insecta; Coleoptera; Brentidae. Bases 166 to 903 code for a protein of 245 amino acids. The record is from RefSeq and is a predicted model, not a curated record. Gene Ontology annotation, molecular function: protein binding.